AUGGCUCCGCUCAACGAGGCAGAAAUGGAGGAGUUGGUGUUCCGCAUCUUAAAGGAUCUAUCGGAGACGCCAUACGCUUGCUCCGAACUGAUGCAUUUGACAAGUGGUACUACGAACUUCGUUUUCCGCGGCAGUCUGUUGUGUCCACUGUCGUCAAGCGCAAGGCACUUUCCGCAGAAUUUCGUAAUAGUCAAGCACUCUACGGCCUUUGCAGCGGUCAACAAGGACUUUCCCCUUGAUGUCACACGAUCGCAAUUCGAGGAGACGAUGCUUCAUGCCCUGGGCCACUUCACAUCCAUCGCCACAGUGCAAACUCCGCGUCUAUACCUAUUCAACCGUACAACUAACACACAAGUCAUUGAGUAUUUUCCGGGUGUGAUCGAAUUGAAAUCUCUCCUUGCCUCGAGCGAUGUCUCUGAACCGACCGCAAGAUCUAUCGGUCACGAUCUCGGAAAGUGGCUCAAAGCGUUCCAUGAUUGGGCCUCAGCCCCGGACCAGAUGGGGCUGAGAAUAGAGAUCGAAAAGAACAGGAUUAUGCGCCACUUGAAGUACCAGAUCACGUAUGCUAGAUUCAUUGAUGUACUGCAGAAGUUUCCGGAGUUGAUUGAAGGGCAUGGGAAGGCGCUGAGAGAAAUCCAAGAGAUGGCGUUCAAGGACUUCAAGAAGACACCAUCGGAGGACGACGGGGACGACUGGGGCCUCAUACAUGGUGAUUUCUGGUCAGCAAACGUGCUACUGCCACCGUCUCCGCGGAUGGAAACGAAGGGCUCGACGAGCCUCUUGGUCAUCGACUGGGAAUACGCUCAAUAUGGACGCCGAGAAUACGACAUUGGCAAUAUGAUUGGUGACCUUAUUGAGCGCUGGCAUUUCGGACGGCUUCAUAGCUUCGUUUGGGCUAUUCAAGGGUUCGUCAAAGGAUACGGCGGCAUUGGCGACGAGAUGGCCUUCCGUACCGCAAUCUACGCGGGCGUUCAUUUAAUAAACUGGUACAAUCGUGGUCCUUCAAAGCCCAAUAAUGACGAAACAUUAAGCGCAUUGCGUCUUGGUAGGGAUCUAGUCGUAAAGGGAUGGGAGAAGGAUCGAACUUGGUUGUUGAGCAGCGUACUAGAACACUUAUUUCAGACCACCUGA
Molecule: messenger RNA, 1131 nt
Organism: Neoarthrinium moseri
Lineage: Eukaryota; Fungi; Ascomycota; Sordariomycetes; Amphisphaeriales; Apiosporaceae
Exons: 3
Coding region: 1-1131 (376 amino acids)
Source: RefSeq, a predicted model, not a curated record